Molecule: messenger RNA, 2698 nt
Organism: Ceratitis capitata (Mediterranean fruit fly)
Lineage: Eukaryota; Metazoa; Arthropoda; Insecta; Diptera; Tephritidae
Product: serine-rich adhesin for platelets
Exons: 2
Coding region: 223-2382 (719 amino acids)
Source: RefSeq, a predicted model, not a curated record
UAAGUUUUUUGAUUUGGAAUAAUAUAUUUUAUAAGCACCUACCCAAAAGAUUAAAUGAAAUCUUUAUGCAAAUAGAAUAAAAAUUUAACACUUCUACCUCAUUUGUAAGGUUGUAAAUUGUUUAUUAAAAGGUGGCUUAAAAAUCCAUAUGCUAAGAACUUGCUUCGAACGUAAGUCACACAGAAAGACGCAUUUUACUUUGAAUAAGGAAAAAACAAAAAUAUGGAUGACGCGGAACUUACACGUUUAGCAAUUGAAGAAAUUGUCCGCGGAAUGGAAGAGUUGAAAGAGCCACAAGUGCAAGAACGUAAGAUCAAUCCGAUAGCAAAGCCAAAUAAGCGAUUUCUUGGACGCACCUUAAACUCGAUGAUAUCACAUAAUAAACGCACAAACGAUCGAACUCAAGCGAAUUGCAGAAGAAAGUUGAAAGAACUCGAUGAACGACAGAAGCUAGCUAGAACCAAGAAAUCUAGGAGCCGUGAUGGUAGUUGGGAACUUGUAUUGAGUAGCUCCGCAGAUGAAAGUUAUUCCAAAGAUGCACGAAAACGAAGAAAAUGUCCUAAGACUAACCGUAAGAAAUAUAAAAAAAGUAAAAAGAAAAGCAAAAGCAAGAAACACAAAUCUAAUAGACGCGAUAGUAGCAGUAGCACCAGUAGCAGCGGAAGCAGUAGUGAAAGUAGCAGCAGCACAAGCAAUAGUUACAGACAAAGCAAAAAAAGUAAACACCGUAAAAAGGCAAAGCACAAAAAGUGCCAAGAAGAUGUAGAAACAAAUCCCGCAGAAGUGCCUCAAAUGUACUAUCAAUCAAAUAUAAAUGAUGCCAUCCAACUAGAUGCGGCAUUAAUGGCCGACAGUUAUAGGCAACAUCAAAUGCAGCAACUCUUGUAUUAUAGUGCAUUAAUGGCUGGGCAAGAAAGUGCUGAAAUUGAAGCAUUGAAAGAGGAAUUGCGUACAAGCGACGUCGAGGCUAGUGACGCUAAAGUAGAAAAAACCUCAGUUUGUAGCGUUGUCUCAUCCAUGAAAUCAAGUGACAGUGAAACGGGGGAAAGUGGUAUACUGCAAAUAAGUUUAUCAUCCGCCUCAUCCACUAGCAGCAAAGCAACAGAAAAUAAAAUUCUAACAAAAAAUAGAAAAAACGAAAAUGACGAAGCAGAGGAAAGUGACUAUAGUAACAGUUCUAACGAUGUUAUUUGGAAUUUAGAUUCCGAUAGUUCAAACGAUAACUGGGAUACAGAAAAUAAUAAUAGCGAGGAAGAACAACAUCAAAGCGAUGAAGAUUGCAUUUGUUUAACGUCUGAAUCAGAAUCUGGCAACGAUAGUGAGUCGAAUAAUACAACUUGCGAAUCGGAUGUAGAAAUAGAAAAAAUAACUACCGGAACUAACGAAAUUGGCCUGCCCUUAACGGAAACUGUUACGCUGCUCAGUUCUUCCGAUAGUGAAGUGGAAAUUAUAAGUACAAAUGGGGACGAUGAGGUAGCACAAAAAAAUUCUUAUGUGGAGACUCAAAACUCAACUCAUUUGAAUACAGAACAAUUGCAAGAAUUCGUAGUUGAACGUGAAAAGUCGCCAAAUACAGAAGUAUCGGGGCAGAAUGGCUCGCCAUCAAUUGGAAACAAUCCGUUAAUAGCGUUAUGUAAUACAAUCUCUUUACAUUCUGUGGAAAACGAAAGCGUUGAAAAAGAAGCAGCCGAAGGUCUGGAGACUAAACAAAAUUCCAACAUUAAUAUCUCAAUAUCGGAAUCAAGUUCUAAUGUUGAAGAAACCAAACAAUUGGAAGAAGUCUUUUUAGGUUCGGAACCGGCAAUAGUUUUAGAAAAUACGCUCUCAAAUUCAGAUGUUAAAGAUAGCAUAGCGAUAGAAGAAAGAACGGUUGAGUUUACCCAGAGUGCGAAUACUUCAAACAUCUCGUUCUCACUGUCAGAAUCAACUUCUACUGACGUAAAUAAAAACAUGGACCAAGUAAAGUGUCACGUGGCAGACGAUACCAAAAGAAUCACACAAGUUUUACAACCAACUGAAGAUAUACAGACGGUAAACGCAGAAUGCCUAUCAACGCUGGAUGCCGUCCCAAAAGAUAGAUCUGUUGGUGAUUUUUCAAAGCAAAAUGUUAUUGCGAAACUUAGCCUUAUGGAAGCAGAACUUAACAAAAAGGUUGUGAAUGCAACAGGUGAAGAGGAGGUUGAUGAAACAACACAAUCGUUAUUAACUUCACCUCAUUUGGAUGCACCAAAAAGCAUGUCUCUAAGCACUUCAUUACCAUCCGCGCGAUUAUUAACUGCAGUUGCACCGGUUGUGACAGAAUUAGCGCCAGUUUCAACAGAUAGGAGCAAUCAAUCUGAAACAAAUCUUACCGAACCAGUUAGUGAAGGAAUAAAUUUGUAGAAAAUAUGGUAGGCUCAUGACAACUUAAACAAUCCCGAAUCAAUUUUUACUAAGUUUAAGGUCAAGCAGUAAUUUAACUUCUUUUUAUAAAAUUCUCUUUGAUCUCAAACUAAUAACACUUUCAUAUUAUACACUUUAUGUACUCGCAAUCAUAAAGAUAUCAAAAUUUUACCGAGAAAAAAAUUUGCCGUGAGUCUACUAUAAGAUAUUUUUUAUAAUCAAACUUAAUUAUACGCUGUGGUCGCUUUAAAUAAAUUUAUUUGCAUUGAAUAUGUAACUUCAAAACAUAUUUUCUUAUAAUUAUUUACAUAUUUUG